AGAAUGACAUACCACGUACCUCCUCCAGCGGAUGAUGAGGAGAACAGAGGAAGAUCAACGGAGAAUACUAAUACCCGGGAAAUGGAUUACAAUGAUUGGUUGCCGGUCACAGCGUCUAGAGAGGCCAAAUGGUAUUACUCCGCCUUCCACAACGUCACGGCCAUGGUCGGCGCCGGAGUUCUUGGUCUCCCUUUCGCCAUGUCACAACUUGGAUGGGCACCUGGACUUAUUGCGAUCAUAAUGUCAUGGGCUAUAACGUUCUAUUCGUUGUGGCAAAUGGUGCAGCUUCACGAAGCCGUACCCGGGAAACGGUUAGACCGUUACCCCGAGCUAGGCCAAGAAGCGUUCGGACCAAGACUAGGUUACUGGAUCGUCUUGCCGCAACAGCUUUUAGUGCAGAUCGCUUCCGACAUAGUCUACAACGUGACAGGAGGUAAAUCGCUUAAGAAGUUUGUCGAGCUACUCUUUCCUAAUCUCGAACAUAUCCGUCAGACUUAUUACAUCCUCGGAUUCGCCGCGCUCCAGCUUGUGCUCUCUCAAUCUCCUGAUUUCAACUCGAUCAAGAUCGUGUCUCUCCUCGCCGCCCUCAUGUCUUUCCUUUACUCAAUGAUAGCUUCCGUAGCGUCAAUAGCUAAAGGAACGCAACACCAUCCUUCAAGUUACGGAGUCAGAGGAGACACGGUGGCCUCAAUUGUGUUUGAUGCAUUUAAUGGCAUUGGAACCAUAGCGUUUGCGUUUGCAGGACACAGUGUGGUUCUUGAGAUACAAGCCACUAUUCCUUCAACACCUGAAAUCCCUUCCAAGAAACCAAUGUGGAAAGGAGUUGUGGUCGCUUACCUAAUCGUCAUCGUUUGUUACCUUUUUGUGGCUAUCUCCGGUUUUUGGGCUUUUGGUGAUCUUGUUGAGGAUGAUGUUCUCAUUUCCUUAGAGAGACCAGCUUGGCUUAUAGCUGCUGCCAACUUCAUGGUCUUUAUCCAUGUCAUUGGAAGUUAUCAGGUUUUUGCGAUGAUCGUGUUUGACACUAUCGAGUCGUAUCUUGUGAAAACACUGAAAUUCACUCCUUCAACAAUGCUGCGUCUAGUCGCACGUAGUACAUAUGUUGCAUUAAUUUGUCUUAUAGCAGUUUGUAUCCCCUUUUUCGGAGGUCUUUUAGGGUUCUUCGGUGGCCUCGUCUUCUCAUCAACCUCCUACUUCUUGCCUUGCAUGAUAUGGUUGAUCAUGAAGAAACCAAAAAGAUUUAGCAUCCAUUGGUUUUGCUCUUGGGCAGCGAUAGUCACUGGAGUCUCGAUAGCAAUUCUCGCGCCCAUUGGAGGAAUGAGACACAUUAUCCUUUCGGCAAGAACCUACAAGCUCUUCUCAUAGGCUUUUUAAAUAAAAGCCAUGCAAUAACCAGUACAACAAACUUACAAAUGUCUUUUACCUUUUUUUUAACUUUUUUUAGUAGCAGUCUAGUUGGGAAACUUAUAUAGUUAGAUUUAUUGAUUAUGUGGCUUCUCGUUUCUAUUUAUAACCAUUCCAUCAAGAACUGCCUUCCCAAAUUGCUGUGAAGGCUCUAUGCGCUUCGGCCUGAGGCUGUGACGGAUGAUGUUCUCUCUAACCCGUCAUGUUAAAACUACUUAAAGAAAAGGAAUACCAUACACAACAUUGUGGUCAUCCUCGGGAUCUGAACUUGCAGUUUUUUGGAGUUUUUAGCA
Molecule: messenger RNA, 1694 nt
Organism: Capsella rubella
Lineage: Eukaryota; Viridiplantae; Streptophyta; Magnoliopsida; Brassicales; Brassicaceae
Product: lysine histidine transporter-like 5
Exons: 8
Coding region: 4-1362 (452 amino acids)
Cellular component (GO): plasma membrane
Source: RefSeq, a predicted model, not a curated record